AUUUUAUAUAACUCAUGGGUAGGUCCAUGAACAAGGGGGCUUAUAACAAAUAAAAAAAAAUAAAAAAAUAAAAAUAAAAAAAAUAAAUAAAUAAAAUAUAUAUAUAUAAACAUGAAAGAAAACUACAAACAAGUCGUCAAGAUAAAAUAAUAAUAAUAAUAAUAUUAAUAAUAAUAAUAAAAUGUUUAUUCCAGGCUUUUGAGAUGGCCAUGUUUGAUGAAUCCGGAUCGCGGUAGAAUCCGUCCCCUGUUUUCCGGGGAUCCGAUCAGGAUUCCUGCUGCUCGCUCUCUCUCAAUUGAUCGGUGAAAAAUACCUCCAACUGUCCGGACUGAAUCUUCCUCUCUCCCUCUCCACCUUUACACGUUAUGCCUGCACUGACGCCUUCGAUUUCGCUUCCCUUCAGUUCGGCGUCGUGCAAAUCUCGUAAAUAUGGAUUGCUUUUUAUUUUGUCCCGUCGCCUGUUGAAGUUUUCAAGCACAUUUCCACGGCUGACCGAGUCUCUCUACUGCGCGAGCUUCAUGUUUCCUUCGGCAACUUUCGGAAGUAACUCGGUCCGGAUGUGUUCACACUGUUGAGCUGAGCCGAGCGCUCGUGCACAGGGAUUUUAAAUACGGAUCGCGUCCGAGCCUUUUCAGACUUCUCUUGUUCGUGUUUUAAGUGAUGGCGGAGCGGGGAGCCCUGCUGCUCCUCUCUCUUUUCUGCCUCACAAUCAUCGUUUCACAUGCUGCUAAAGGCUCAUCAGUGAGGAGUUUCAGCCCAUUAUGGUUCUCCGUAGAGCCGUCAGACACACUAGCGGUGCGGGGAGCUCCGGCACUGCUCAACUGCUCAGUCCACAGUGAUACCCCUGCCAAGAUCGAGUGGAAGAAGGAUGGCUCUUUCCUCAACCUGGCGUCAGAUGAUCGCAGACAGGUCCUGGCAGACGGAUCGCUCCUCAUCAGCUCAGUAGUGCACUCUAAACACAAUAAACCUGAUGAAGGGGUUUACCAGUGCGUGGCCACAAUAGACAACCUGGGAACAAUCAUCAGCCAUACUGCUAGACUCAGUGUAGCAGGUAUACCACGGUACCUCAGUCAGCCAGAAUCUGCAUCGGUUCAGGUUGGUGACAGUCAUGUGCUGAGCUGUGAAGUGAACUCUGAGCUAGUGCAUUUUAUCCGCUGGGAGCAAGACAAAGAUCCGGUUGAGCUGGAUGAUAGAGUCUUCAUGCUACCCAAUGGAGCUCUUGUCAUCAGUAACAUCACCGAGGCAGAUGCAGGACUGUACCGCUGUGUGAUCGAGAACGCUGGACCUACCAAGACCAGUGACGAGGCACAAUUACACAUUCUGCCCAAAACAGGGGAGGACAGGAGCCUGGAGUUCCUGCAGGUGCCUCAGCCCGUGUCUAAAGUGGUGGGGGAGAAUGUGCUUCUCCCCUGUGUGGUGACUGGAUAUCCUACAGAUGGAUAUGUCAGAUGGAUGCACAACGACCAGCUCAUUGAGGAGAGUAAGGACCGUUUUGAAGUGCUCGGCGGGGGGAGUCUGCAGAUCUUCAAUCUCACUGAGGAAGACGCUGGUGUGUACAGCUGCCUGGCAGACAAUACCAACUCAUCCAUUGAAGCCCAGGCUGAACUCACGCUUAAAGCUCCCCCACAAUUCCUGAAGAAACCUGCUGACAUCUACGCUCAUGAAGCUACAGACGUCAUCUUUGAGUGCGAGGUCACUGGCUCUCCUGCUCCCACCAUCAAAUGGGUGAAGAACGGAGAUGCUGUCAUUCCUAGCGACUAUUUCAAGAUCAUUAAGGAGCAGAACCUGCAGGUGCUUGGAUUGGUCAAGUCAGAUGAAGGGUUCUAUCAGUGUUUAGUUGAGAACGACGUUGGCAAUGUGCAGUCCAGCGCUCAACUUAUCAUUCUGGACCACGAUGUUGCCCUUCCCUCACCCCCGUCCACCUCACUGACCCGUGCAACUACUGACCAUCUAAUACCAGGCUCUGGAGGCAGCACUGGCCCCACACCCUCGGCCCCUCGUGAUGUCGUGGCCUCGCUGGUCUCCACCCGCUUUAUCAAGGUGACCUGGCGCCUGCCGGCCGAGACGCAUGGAGACGACAUCACCUACUCUGUUUACUACAGUCUGGAGGGCACUAGCAGGGAGAGGACCGUCAACACUAGUCGUCCCGGAGAAAUGCAAGUCACCAUUCAAAACCUUCUGCCAGACACCAAGUAUGCCUUCCGGGUGGUGGCCCACAACAGGAAUGGCCCCGGAGAGAGCUCAGCUCCUUUGAGGGUAGCCACCCAACCUGAGGUCCAGGUACCUGGACCAGCUCCUAACCUCCACGCUGAGGUCACGUCCCCCACCACAGUCAGCCUCAGCUGGGACAUGCCCCUCACCGGCAAUGGCGAGAUUCAAAACUAUAAAAUCUACUACAUGGAGAAGGGUCUGGGAAAUGAGCAGGAUAUGGAUGUAAAUACACUGUCUCACUCUAUGACUGGGCUGAAAAAGUUCACAGAGUACAGUUUCAGAGUGGUAGCCUACAACAAACAUGGACCUGGAGUCUCUACUGAGGAUAUAUCCGUACAGACCUACUCUGAUGUUCCCAGUGCUCCUCCACAGAAUCUGACCGUUGAAGUGCAGAACUCUAAGAGCAUCAUGGUCAGAUGGCAGCCUCCUCCAGCAGAUGCUCAGAACGGUGAGAUCUCCGGAUACAAGAUCCGUUACAGGAAGGGUGCGAGGAAGAGCGAAGUGACGGAAAUUACUUCAGGAUCACAGCUCUAUCAGCUCAUAGAUGGUCUACAGCGAGGCACAGAAUACAUGGUGCGAGUGUCAGCUAUUACAGUCAACGGCACAGGACCUGCCACAGAAUGGACCACUGCCGAGACCUUUGAGAGUGAUCUGGACGAGACAAAAGUGCCAGACGUCCCCAGCUCUCUGCAUGUACGGCCGCUUGUGAACAGUAUUGUAGUGAGCUGGACUCCUCCAGAGAAUCAGGACAUCGUGGUGAGAGGUUACACUAUUGGCUAUGGGAUUGGCAGCCCUCAUGCCCAGACCAUUAAAGUGGACUACAAACAGAGAUACUACACCAUCGAAAACUUGAAUCCCAGUUCACAUUAUGUUAUCACCCUGAAGGCCUUCAACAAUGUUGGCGAGGGCAUCCCUGUGUAUGAGAGCGCCAUCACACGACCUCAGUCAGACCCCAUAGACCCUGAUGUUGAUUUGUACGAACUUUUCCAUGCUCCAUACACUCCAGUACCAGACCCCUUACCCAUGCUGCCUCCUGUGGGCGUUCAGGCGUCCGUUCUGAGUCACGACACCAUCAAAGUCACCUGGGCAGACAACUCGCUACCCAAGAACCAGAAGAUCACAGAUGCACGCUACUACACAGUGCGUUGGAAGACAAACAUACCUGCAAACGCAAAGCUGAAGGUGGCCAACACCACCACCCUCACUCACACAGUGACGGGUCUGAAGCCCAACACCUUGUAUGAGUUCUCAGUCAUGGUGACUAAGGGCAAGAGGACCAGUACAUGGAGUAUGACUGCACACGGAACAACUUUUGAAACAAUCCCAAGUUCUGCACCUAAAGAUGUGACUGUAGUGAGCAAAGAGGGGCGACCACGAACCAUCAUCGUCAACUGGCAGCCACCUUCAGAGGCCAACGGCAAGAUCACAGGUUACAUCAUUUACUACAGCACUGAUGUGAACGCUGAGGUUCAUGACUGGGUCAUUGAGCCAGUAGUUGGGAAUAGACUAACCCACCAGAUUCAGGAGCUCACUCUUGAUACCACCUACUACUUCAAGAUCCAGGCGCGUAACUCCAAAGGCAUGGGUCCCAUGUCUGAAGCAGUGCAGUUUCGCACUCCCAAAGCUGAAUCCUCUGACAAAAUGGCUAAUGACCAAGCUCCUGGAAUAUCUGUGAAAUCAGGAAGAGUUCCUGCACCAGACCAAGGCUUUGGAUCUGUCGGGAAAUCAGAUAUGUCCGGCACUGGUGAGAACCACAUCCUGGUUAUCAUCAUCAUUGUGUCCGUCGGAGCUUUCACCAUCAUUGUGGUGGUGGUUGGAGCUUUCCUGUGUACACGCCGUACCACCACACAGCAGAAAAAGAAACGCGCAGCCUGCAAGUCGGCCAACGGAUCCCACAAGUACAAGGGCAACUCUAAAGAUCUGAAGCCACCAGAUCUCUGGAUCCACCACGAGCGCUUGGAGCUCAAACCGAUUGAUAAAUCACCUGAACCCAACCCGGUCAUGACCGACACUCCAAUCCCUCGAACCUCCCAGGACAUCACCCCAGCGGACGGCUCCAUGGACCCUAUGCUGCAGAGACGCAACUCAUACCGUGGCCAUGAAUCAGAGGACAGCAUGUCUACACUGGCAGGCCGUCGAGGAAUGAGGCCUAAAAUGAUGAUGCCAUUUGAUGCACAGCCCCCUCAGCCUGUGAUUAGUGCCCACCCCAUCCAUUCCCUCGAUAACCAUCACCAUCAUUAUCACUUGGGCAGCCUGGCCUCGCCGACACGCAGCUAUCUCCGUCACCAGAGCAGCUCACGGCCCUCUCCCAUCUCUCAUCUAGACCGAGCUGAGUCCACAGAGUCAGUGAGGAACACGCCUAGUGCAGACCUGCACCCCCCCUCCUGCCAGCCCUCCUGCGCCACUGACACCUCUGAGACCGACAUCAGUUACCACAGCUCAGUCACUGAGGACGAGCCCGUGUUCAGUGCUCCCACCGCACACGUGCGGCCCACACAUGCCCUCAAGAGCUUCGCAGUGCCCGCCAUCCCAGCUCACCCGCACUACGAUUCAGCAGCACUACCCGGUACUCCUCUCCUCACUCAGACAGGGCCGCACUCGGUUAAGAUGGCGUCUAUCGGUACAUUGGGAAGGACGCGAACACCCAUGCCUGUUAUAGUGCCAAGUGCACCAGUCGUGUCGGACAGCAGCAGACUGCAUGAAGAUGCCGGGAGCGUGAGUACUUCUAAUUACGAGACAGACGAGUUAUCGGAGGAAAUGGCCCAUCUGGAGGGCUUAAUGAAGGACCUAAAUGCCAUCACGACGGCCUGAGCACAAUCUUCACACUAACACUAGCCCUCAGCUGCCACAGGGGGGUGUUCAACAUGGAGG
This is a messenger RNA of Myxocyprinus asiaticus (Chinese sucker), 5082 nucleotides long. Its product is annotated as neogenin-like. Gene Ontology annotation, cellular component: membrane. Lineage: Eukaryota; Metazoa; Chordata; Actinopteri; Cypriniformes; Catostomidae. The record is from RefSeq and is a predicted model, not a curated record. Gene Ontology annotation, biological process: cell-cell adhesion. The coding region runs from base 661 to 5022 and encodes 1453 amino acids. The transcript is spliced from 29 exons. Gene Ontology annotation, molecular function: protein binding.